Messenger RNA from Mercurialis annua (annual mercury), 1108 nucleotides. RefSeq names its product cullin-1-like. The coding region runs from base 137 to 973 and encodes 278 amino acids. Gene Ontology annotation, cellular component: cullin-RING ubiquitin ligase complex. Gene Ontology annotation, molecular function: ubiquitin protein ligase binding. The transcript has 7 exons. Gene Ontology annotation, biological process: ubiquitin-dependent protein catabolic process; protein ubiquitination. The record is from RefSeq and is a predicted model, not a curated record. NCBI's taxonomy places the organism in Eukaryota, Viridiplantae, Streptophyta, Magnoliopsida, Malpighiales, Euphorbiaceae.
GAAUUUGUAUGACAACUUCUUGGAAUCAUCCUAGUCAAAUUUCAAAACAAGAAGAAAAAAGAUUAAAAUCUAUAAUCACACUCCCAUUUAUUUCUUAUCUAUUCUAAUAAUUAUCUCAAUUUCAUUCCAAUCAAUCAUGGCUGUUAAAGAUCCCGACAGGUUGAAGGAGUUUGAAGCUGGAUUGAAAGUCAUACAAGAGGCAGUUGACCAAGUCAACGCCAUUGCAGAAGGAACUUCUAGUUCGUCUUUAUCAUCAGCAGAUUAUAUGCGUUACUACACAGUAGUUUUUGAUCUUAGUGCAUCACAUCCAUUGGGGGACUUCACCAAGGAACUUUAUGACAAAUACAAGCAGAUUUUUGAAGAUCAUAUCACUCUUAAGGUGUUGCCUUGUUUAAGAGAGAAAAACGACCAAGAACUGUUGCAAGAAUUAGUGAGAAAAUGGGGAAAUUAUAAGAUUAUAACACGAUGGCUUUCAAAAUUCUUCUGGUUUCUUGGUAGAUACUAUAUUCCUACUCGAAAACUUCCUUCACUUCAAGAAACCAGCUUCAUAGCUUUUCAUAAUUUGGUAUAUGGUGAGGUGAAUAGCCAAAUAAGAAAUGCUGCUAUUUCUAUGAUCAAUAUGGGACGAGAAGGAGAAGAAAUUGAUGAGGUUUUGUUGAAGAAUAUUUUAGCUAUCUAUAUAGAGAUGGGAAUUGAUUCAAACAAAUAUUAUGAGCAAGAUUUUGAAGAAGCAAUGCUUAAGGACUCUGCUGCAUUUUAUUCAAGAAAAUCGUCUAAUUGGAAACAAAAUAAGUCUCAUGAUGAUUACUUGAUUAUGGUUGAAGAUUGCAUUAAGCAUGAGACUGAAACAGUUUCAAGUUACCUACAGAGCAUAACCCAAGAGAAGCUGCUGCAGCAGGUUGUUCGAUACGAAUUGCUUAAUACAGAACUCGAAGGAUUAAAGCCUCUUGAUCGUGAUCUACAGUCAAGCUAGCUGUGGCCUGUGAAUGUUGUAAUACUAUACUAAGUUGCUCUCUGAUUUUUAGCUACCAUACCAAAAAAACAACAAAUAAAAAUAAAGUUAUGUAAUGGUAUUUUUUUAGCUCAUUUUCAAUGGUAAUAAUAUGGA